Molecule: messenger RNA, 1420 nt
Organism: Fragaria vesca subsp. vesca
Lineage: Eukaryota; Viridiplantae; Streptophyta; Magnoliopsida; Rosales; Rosaceae
Product: auxin-induced protein 5NG4-like
Exons: 7
Coding region: 110-1267 (385 amino acids)
Cellular component (GO): plasma membrane
Molecular function (GO): transmembrane transporter activity
Source: RefSeq, a predicted model, not a curated record
AAGCAUAAACCGAGCAGUAGCAACUUGUUUGGGAGUAACAAACAUUGUGAGCUAGCUAGCUAGGUAUAAGCCAACAGAGGUUGCUUUGAUCACAUAGAGAGGAUUUAAGAUGGCAGACAAAGGUUCAAAUGAAAGAGUUAGUAUGUUUCUCAACAAAAUAAAGCCUUACUUGGCCAUGGUGUCCCUGCAAUUCGGAUAUGCAGGGAUGUACAUUAUCAGCAUGGUUGGCUUAAAGCGUGGCAUGAACCACUUUGUCCUGGCUACCUAUAGGCAUUUCAUUGCCUUUGCUGUGAUCGCACCCUUCGCACUUGUUCUCGAAAGGAAAGUAAGACCAAAACUGACUCUCCCAAUCUUCCUGAGAAUAAUGGUGCUUGGUUUUCUCGAGCCUGUGCUAGCUCAGAACUUAUACUUCGUGGGAAUGACAUACACAUCGGCAACAUUUGCUUCUGCCACUGCCAAUAUCCUCCCUGCUAUUACCUUCAUUUUCGCACUUAUUUUCAGGUUGGAGAAAGUCAAUUUCAAGAAGAUCCCUAGCGUCGCAAAGGUGAUCGGAACUGUAAUCACCGUGAGCGGAGCCAUGCUCAUGACCUUUUACAAAGGCCCGAUCGUUGAAUUCAUUAGUGCACAAGCUAGCCACCAUGCAACCUCUGCCACCGCCACCGACAAGCACUGGGUUCUCGGCACUGUCAUGCUCCUAGCUCGUUGCUGUGGUUGGUCCGGUUUCUUCAUUCUCCAAUCCUUUACUUUGAAGGUAUACCCAGCAGAGCUCUCUCUCACUGCCUUGAUCUGCUUUAUGGGUGCUUUGGAAGGUGCCGUAGCUACACUGGUAAUCGAACACAACAUGAGUGUUUGGGUUAUAGGCUGGGAUUCUAGGCUCCUUGCUGCAGCUUACUCUGGGAUAGUUUGCUCUGGAAUUGCAUUUUACGUGCAAGGGAUUGUGAUGAAGGAACAAGGCCCUGUGUUCGUCACAGCUUUCAGUCCACUGGCCAUGAUCAUCACUGCCGCUCUAGCCGCUAUCAUUUUAUCUGAGCAAGUCCGCCUGGGAAGUGUAAUUGGGACCAUGCUCAUAGUCAUUGGCCUCUAUGCUGUUGUGUGGGGUAAAAGUAAAGAACGUUCGGCCUCCAUGAAAGAUGUGAAAACUAUUGAUCAUGAAUUGCCAAUCACUAAUGUUGCUACAAUAUCAUCAACAACUGUUGAUAGCAAGAAUGAUGCUGCUGGACUUAAGGAGAAUGUUGUCAAAAUUCCAAUUAACCCACAAGAAUCAUGAGAAUUCUGUCCAUGAUUCGAACUGAGGUUUUAGUACAAUUUUCAAAAUCACCAUUGUGUGAGAUUGUAUUUUUGUUUUUUAGGGUAUAUUACAUAAGGCAAUGUAAUGGAACUUGGGUUUGAACACCUUCUGUACGUUGUACGUUGUUACAAA